UGUAGUUCUGUCGUCGCGAUCGUCGUCAGCAUGAAAAUAUAUCAGUUUCAAGUCUCUAAUACUUGCGUUGAAAAUUAUAUAUGUCAUUGAGCCUCCUCUAGAGUUGAAUAAUUUAUUGAACUUCUGUUCGAUAACUUUUGCAGUGCACAGAAACUCUAAAAUCUGACGACAAUAACGUGUAGUUUCGCGUUUUUGAAAGACAAGAAUGCCAAAACUUCGGUGAAUUUUUCAAGUGGAUAUUACUUACUCGAGCUAUUUUUAUCUUAACUGCCCUCACAAAUUUUUUAAGGUUUCUGUCUAACAGAAUCCAGAAUAUCUAAAUAAAGUCAGGAUGAGCACCCCUUUACACAAACAUCUUCUAUCAGGUGAGGUGUCGUAUUCCGACGAUAGCGGCUACUACUGCAACAUUUGCGAGCUUUCUCUAGAAGCUCAGCCUCUGCAACAUCUGAAUGGGACGCAACACAAAAACAAGGUCUUCUUUAGUGCUGUGCAGUUACGUGACAAGUAUCCGAUUUUAUACGAUGAUCUUGAUUUGAGUGUCCGUGAGGCAAUAGAAGAAGGGAUUAUUGAAGUCCAAGAUUUGAAAAUUAGAUGUCACUGCUGUGCCAUGGCUCUAUCAGGAGAGAAGCCGCUGAUGGACCAUCUCAAGAGUUCAGGUCAUCGCAAGAAAAAUGAGAUGAAGAAGAUUUCGAGGGAUUUGGGAAAUCUUUCAAUAAAUUCCAGUGUGCAAGAACCUGUAAAGGAAAUUUCACCACGAUCCGAUGACCAAAAGAAUGCCAAAAGCAAACAGCCCAAGAGCACUGUUGAUUCAACAACUACAUCUAAGGAAGCUGUUCACGCAAGUAAAGAAACCAAACCAGAUGUGAAAAAAGCAGUCAAAACAUCAAUAGAUGCAAGUCAAUCAGACUCGGUGAAACCUUCUAUCGGCAAUAUUGGUUCAGUUAAAGAGGAAAUUCCUAGUUCAGAUAACGCUGGACAAGAUGUUCAACUCCCUUCUUCAUUUGACGGUGAAGUGGCGGCUGGGCGGAUUGUUGUGAUGGAUGGAGGCGUGUACAGAUGUACCGUGUGCUGCAUGGCGCUGACAGGACGAGAGCCUGUCCUGCAACACAUCAGCGGCAAGAAGCAUCGAUCAAAGGUUGCCGCGCAAUCCACGGUCGUCUCACCCGCAAAGCCCGAGACAAAAGUGGAGUCGGACACAGGACCUAAUACAUCAGAGACCAUGGAGAGUGACUUAUUUGGCUCAAGUCAACAUCGAUCUAAACACACACGACGAACGACCAGAGAGCCUGAACCCAUAGGAAGUUUUACAACCCCACCACAAGUUCAGUUUCCCGGAGUAUAUGGCUUCAACCCUGUGGCCGGUAAUUUUGGUGUGCCGGGGCCAUACCCGAACGCGUAUGCCCAAAUCCCCCAUCUGGGCCCGUACGCCCAGAUGCCACUUCACCCACAGAAUUACCCGACUCCGCCCAUGUACGGGUAUCCUGAACAACCUUGGCAGAAUCCAAUACACUCUUCAUCUUUGGAUGGCUCGUUUCCAAAAUUGAAAACUUCAGAGUUCAGACUGAAAAAAUCUUUCGGUUUCUCUCAUCGUCCGCCAACAGCUUACAGAAUAACUUCUCGCCCUCGAGGUUUUGUGGCUGUCUUCAACAACCACUUCAGAAAUAAUCCAGAUUGGAUCCGAAAUGGUUCCGAAAUGGAUGAUGUCAACUUGGAUUCUGUCUUCAAAGAGAUGGGUUAUGAAGUUCAUUUGUUCUCAGAUACUACAAAAUCCCAACUGAUGGAAAAAAUUGACUCGAUCCUGCAACGACAUGUCUUAGGAAUGGAUUCACUCAUCUUGUUCUUUUUGAGUCACGGCAAAGAUGAACGACACUUUUAUUCAUCCCAGCAGGAAGUAAUUGACAUCAGGGACAUUUGGAUCAAACUCACCAACCAAAAUUGUCCUGCCCUGAAAGACAAGCCGAAGAUAAUGUUCUUGAAUUAUUGCCGAGGAGAGUCUCGCCAACGGAACCAAGUCUUUGACAACGUCACAGAGCGCGAGGAAGAUGCGCCGAGGGACGUAGCGCUGGUGCACGCUUCUCUGCCUGGUUUCAAAGCACAAAGAAUGCCGGACGAAGGAACGAUUUUUGUGCAUUGUCUCUGCCAGGCGAUCUGUGAGAAUGCUUAUGAGAUGGAUAUCCAUGAAAUCAUCAAUGAAACGUCAGAAAUGAUGAAGAAAAAGUGCGCCACAACGCCAUCCAUAGAAUUCAUCGAUUUCAAAAAAUUCUACUUUGUGGAUUGAUUUGUCUCACAUGCAGCUUGUUGGCAUGUCAAAAACUCAGAAAUGAAAACUUACAUAAAAAACAUUACUUAUUUUUGGUUGAUUGCAUGAUUUUUUUUGCGCCCUAUGCACCUGAUUUAUCUGCUUUCAGGAAAAUAAAAUGAUACGUUUUCAUACAUGCUGAAGUUAAUUUUCACCAAUUCAAAUUGGGUAAAACAUUUGACUUGAUAAUCUUUUUACGUGUGCUCCUAUAAAAGCAAUUUUAUGGAUGUUUAUAAUGGUGUGUGUUGGCUUUAUGUACUCAUACGAGCCUUAUAUUGCAAUAUUAGGGAAUCAUUGAUUAACAGCCAACGCGAUCAAUAACUGCUGCGUAGACACGGCAUUUCGACACAAUUCUUCGCUCAAUUCCUGUCCGCUGUUGGUGCAUCACAUAAAACAGAUAAUAGUUACUUGGGGAAUAAAAUAAUGGUAAGCCGGGCUUAUUUAUGUAAUUGAUUUAAACGCUUGUACUACAAUAAAAAAUUUACAAUACCAACACGUCAAUAUUUAUGACUAUUGCCACAGAAAUUUCGCCUACUAUUCACAGAUGUCGUCGGCCCAAAUCAGUACCACUAUAUGAGAAACUUUUAUCUCUCCAAAGUCGAUUUACAUACAUUUUUUUCGGCAUCAAUUAUUUGAGAAAAAUUUCGAAAUUAUUCAAGGGAAAACUUUCGUGGAGUAAUUAGUUCAUAACAUCAAGUCCUCAAUGUUGAUGAUAUCAUCUGGUUUGUUUUACAUAUGUAAUUAGUGAUUGUAAUAAAACAGAGUAAAAUAAAGUUCUUC
Molecule: messenger RNA, 3079 nt
Organism: Hyalella azteca
Lineage: Eukaryota; Metazoa; Arthropoda; Malacostraca; Amphipoda; Hyalellidae
Exons: 5
Coding region: 332-2278 (648 amino acids)
Biological process (GO): proteolysis
Molecular function (GO): zinc ion binding; nucleic acid binding; cysteine-type endopeptidase activity
Source: RefSeq, a predicted model, not a curated record